Molecule: messenger RNA, 2326 nt
Organism: Alosa alosa (allis shad)
Lineage: Eukaryota; Metazoa; Chordata; Actinopteri; Clupeiformes; Clupeidae
Exons: 2
Coding region: 88-1467 (459 amino acids)
Source: RefSeq, a predicted model, not a curated record
GCAUCCAUCAUUAAGGACUUGGUAAUUGGCUGUGCACUGCCUCUGGCUUUGGUGGAGAAUUGUUACUUUAGAAAAUUUCUGAAAGUCAUGGACUCAAAAUACACCCCCAUCUCGAGAAGCACUAUCUCCGAGAAAAGAAUCCCAGUACUGGUGAACCAAGUGAAGCAGACUAUUGUUGAAAGAUUGCAGAGUCAACCAUCUGUCUCUGUAACUGUUGAUAUCUGGUCUGACCGCAGACUGCGGUCCUUUCUUGGCGUCACUGCGCAUGCAGUACACUGCUCUAAUGGAUCCUGUGUCCUUGAACCGUACCUGCUUGAAUGCCGACGGUUUACAGGACGGCACAGCGGUGAGAGGAUUUCUGAUGCUUUUGAGGAAAUACUUGAAGAAUAUGGCAUCGCGCAAAAAGUUUGUUAUAAUAUAACAGACAAUGCAGCCAACAUGAAAUGCGCUUUCAAAGUGCAAAUGCCCCUGCAGCAAGCCUCUGACACAGAAAGCGAGGAUGACCUUGAUGAUGAGGAGUUAUGGGAGGACACUGAUGAGGACACAGAACUUGGGCUAUCAGGGGAGAGGCUUUCUUGUUUUGCCCAUUCUCUUCAAUUAGUUGUCUCAGAUGGAAUGAAAGAGGUCAAAUCAAUUAGUCUUGCCAUUGCUAAAGCAUCUCGCUUUUCUACCCUCUUGCACACCAGCUCGGCUUUCAAAGACACAUUUGAAAGCACAUGUGGAACAACAAAAACUGUACCUGCAGCGAACAACACCAGAUGGAAUAGUACAUUUAAACAGCUACAAGCACUGACUUCUCUGGAUCACAAAACAUUGACCGAAAUGUGCCUUAACGACUUUUCAGAAGUUGUUUUCACGCCACGUGAGUGGAACCAACUCAGAGACUUAACCUCAAUUCUUACUCCUUUUGCUGAGGCUACUAACUUAACAGAGGGGGAAAAAGUUGUAACUAUCAGCAUCAUUGUGCCGACUGUUCUUGACCUGAACACCCAUUUAAUAAAAUGUGAAACAACUCAUAUCCUGUGUAGACCCAUCGCAAGGGCACUACACGGAUCACUGAAAAAACGCUUCCAGGGGAUUUUUGAACAGUUUGACAUGGCUGGGAAAACUGGGAAGGAGGAGCCAUUCAACAACAAAAUCUACACCCUUUCCACAAUGCUGGACCCACAGUUUGGCCUAAAUUGGGUGGAUCUCGAUGUGACGUGCAAGCAGGGUGCAGCAUACCAGAGGCGAUACAGAGAGGACCUGAAAAAAUCACUGAAAGAAACACUGGUUGCAGAGGUUGAGAAAUGUGCUGAGAGAUACGGAGGAGAACAAGAUGACUUGGACGGCACAUUGGAAGAGGAUGAAGACUCCCCACCAAAGAAAUGUGGUCGCAUGCUGUCGAGGUACAAAUCUCUCAAAAAGCGCAGCACAGGGCAGCAAACAUGUGUUGCUACUAGGGCUGCACAAUUAAUCGAAUUUUAAUCACGAUCACGAUUUUGGAUUCCCACGAUCAAAUUUGCGUGAUCGAGCGAUAUUAAAAAUGCGUGCUCUACCCAUUGAACCAACCUGGCAACCCAUAGAACACUCCGCUACAAAACAAUGUGCCUGCAUGCAGCCUACCAAUGACAACUGUUCCCUGCACUGCUCAGCCUGAUGCAAUGCUCAGUUUGGAUGCACUGUGGACUAGUAGCAUUAUGUAACUAUUAGUAGGCUAGUUAGACUAUACAAAAAAAACGACGAUCAAAAAUCAAAUGUGGGGCACAGCAGGCCAAGAGCUUGUCCCUCGAAAACGGAUCAUCCGUUGUUCGAAAAUAUUUCGGAUUUCAGGCAAGUGGAGUUAACCAACAACUUAAGCAAAGCAGGGCUCUCAACUCAUACCGUGAAACACAUCACAUGAAACCACACAUGCCUUUUUAUCACGUUAACUUUUAGUCUGUUUGCUUCCUCCGAUAUAGCCUAUAAUAAGAGUUGAGCUAACGACGGGAUCCGUGAAUUAUAUUCAUGUAUUUUAUAAGCUACAUGUGCAACCUACAAUGCAUAUGCGUUUCAAGACACAGCCUACUCAAAACGAGUGAACAAUAAUGAAAUUGUAGCCUACACGUCAGUGUUUUACAUAUCAACGAAUGACUAAACCAGGGGUGUCCAAACUGCGGCCCGCCACGCACUUUAAUCCGGCCCGCCCGAGCAUUUAUUAGUUUAUCAUAGAUCCGGCCCGCCACACUUUAAUCCGGCCUGCCAAGCAUAUAAUUAGGUUAUCAUAGCUAGCUAUUUUUUCCCAGGCUACUGCAAACUGCUUUACACUCUUCCUAAAGAACGUUUACAAUGUCAAUGUCAAAACAUC